GCUGCCAUCACAGGCAGCAGAUCUUUGUUCUCUAACCACUUGAUAAUGUCAGGACGCGGCAAAGGAGGUAAGGGCCUGGGAAAAGGGGGUGCCAAGCGCCACCGCAAGGUGCUGCGCGACAACAUCCAGGGCAUCACCAAGCCAGCCAUCCGGCGCCUUGCUCGCCGCGGCGGCGUGAAGCGCAUCUCCGGCCUCAUCUAUGAGGAGACCCGCGGGGUGCUGAAGGUGUUCCUGGAGAACGUGAUCCGGGACGCCGUGACCUACACGGAGCACGCCAAGCGCAAGACCGUCACCGCCAUGGACGUGGUCUACGCGCUCAAGCGCCAGGGCCGCACCCUCUAUGGCUUCGGCGGCUAAAUGGCAUUUUGAAGCCCUGUCAUUCUCUAAAAAGGCCCUUUUUAGGGCCCCUAAGCUUUCAACAAAAGAGU
Molecule: messenger RNA, 428 nt
Organism: Nomascus leucogenys (northern white-cheeked gibbon)
Lineage: Eukaryota; Metazoa; Chordata; Mammalia; Primates; Hylobatidae
Product: H4 clustered histone 9
Biological process (GO): nucleosome assembly
Cellular component (GO): nucleosome
Molecular function (GO): structural constituent of chromatin; protein heterodimerization activity; DNA binding
Source: RefSeq, a predicted model, not a curated record